UUUCAGAUUACAGCAAAAGCAGCUGUCAUUUUUGUUACACUUCAGUAUAAUGUUACCAUUCCUGCCACAGAAGAACAGUCUGCAGAAACAAUCUCUCUCUAUCACUAUGGCAUCAAAGACUUGGCUACGAUUUUCUUUUACAUGCUUGUAGCAAUAAUCAUACAUGCUAUAAUUCAGGAGUACAUACUGGAUAAAAUUAACAGGAAAAUGCACUUUUCAAAAACAAAGCAUAGCAAAUUCAAUGAAUCUGGGCAACUUAGUGCAUUCUACCUUCUCUCCUGUGUUUGGGGAACAAGUAUUCUUGUCUCUGAGAACUAUAUAUCAGAUCCAACCUCUCUGUGGAGGGACUAUCCGCACACUCUGAUUCCGUUUCAAAUGAAGUUUUUCUACAUCUUACAGUUGGCAUACUGGUUUCAUGCUUUUCCAGAAUUGUACUUCCAGAAAACUAAAAAAGAAGAUAUCUUUCGCCAGAUUGUCUACAUCGGACUUUAUCUCUUUCAUAUUGCUGGAGCUUAUCUCCUGAAUCUGACCCAUCUUGGACUUGUUCUUCUGGUAUUGCAUUACUUCGUUGAAUUUCUUUUCCAUAUAUCCCGUCUUUUCUACUUCAGUGAUGAAAGAUACCAGAAAGGAUUUUCACUGUGGGCAGUUCUUUUUGUUUUGGGAAGGCUUCUCACCUUGAUUCUCUCAGUCCUCACUUUUGGCUUUGGACUGGCAAGAGCAGAAGAUCAGCAGCUGAAUUUCAGUACUGGAAACUUUAAUAUCCUGGCUGUUAGAAUCAGUGUGCUGGCCUCCAUCUGCAUGACUCAGGCAUUUAUGAUGUGGAAGUUCAUUAAUUUCCAGCUUCGGAGGUGGAGAGAGCAUUCUUCUUCUCAGCCUCAGUCAGUGAAAAAGAAGUUCAUAACAGCUAAAGGAAAGACCUCCAGAAAAGAAAGAGAAAAUGGAAUAAAUGGAACAGUGACCUCAAAUGGAGCAGACUCGCCUCGUAGCAGGAAGGAUAAAUCCUCGUAAAACUGGGUUUUAUUAAGUUAAAUGACUAAUGUCCCCAAAGAAUCUGCUUUUUACAUGGAUGGCCCUUCAGCACUAGAGAUGUUAUGGAUUAAAGAAAUUACAAUUCAUGUUUUUUGAUUAUUGCUGUUGUUUUGAGAAACUUUUUUUAAAAGCCAUUUUGACUAAGGAAAAAGGUUUAUCUGUCUUCAAAUAUUUUGGGGGGGGGAAUACAACACUUUUUAAAUAACAUUGACACUUUUUUAAACAUUUAUUGUGAUGAAAUAACUUCACUUAAUGAGGAUCACUGUUGCAACAUAUUUCCUUCCAGUUUUUGUAAUCUUGGUGAGAUAUACUGUUCUACCAACUUUUUCCAAGUUCUUCAAGAAGUAUUGCAAAAUUGAAGUAAAAACUUAAUAUGCAUUUUCAGAUACUCUGGCUUUUCAGUUAAUUACCUUGAUUCAAAUUUACAGUUCAAAUUGGGAUUUCGAGACCACACCAGUAAACCUCUUCAUUUUGUAGUUACUAGCUACACGAUGUCUGCUCUAAGAAUUGCCCCAUAUCAUUAAAACAAAACUGAACU
Balearica regulorum gibbericeps (East African grey crowned-crane) is the source of this 1567-nucleotide messenger RNA. The record is from RefSeq and is a predicted model, not a curated record. NCBI's taxonomy places the organism in Eukaryota, Metazoa, Chordata, Aves, Gruiformes, Gruidae.